AUGGAGUGGACACGCUUCCCCGGCUGGACGCCGAGCGCAACGGCAGAAGACAUCCGAGAGGCCCUGGGAACAAAAGCAGCUGCGCCCACCUACAGGGAGAGGUGCAGCCAGUGCGGGCCGACCGCGAAGAAGGCGAAGUCGACCGCGUUCCCCCUGCUGCGCGAUGACAAGCCCAGGGUGCUGAAGAAGUUCGACCAGAAGACACGCGCCGAGCAGGCGGCAGCCCGCGCCAGGGCAACAGCUGGGGGUGACCACAGAGCCAAGCAGGACGCAGAAACCAACCGGAGAACCAGGAACUCAGCAGCAAGGCGCGCUGCCGCGCAUGCCAAGAGCCCGCUGCAGAUGGAGAAGGCGUUCGAAAACUUGAGCCAGCUCAUAAACUUGGAGGAGAAAACACAGCGCACGCAGAAGGCCGCAGAGCACUGA
Messenger RNA from Prorocentrum cordatum, 426 nucleotides. The record is from the annotation of a GenBank genome assembly. NCBI's taxonomy places the organism in Eukaryota, Dinophyceae, Prorocentrales, Prorocentraceae.